This is a messenger RNA of Penicillium taxi, 1716 nucleotides long. RefSeq lists its product as uncharacterized. Lineage: Eukaryota; Fungi; Ascomycota; Eurotiomycetes; Eurotiales; Aspergillaceae. The annotation marks the transcript as partial. The transcript has 2 exons. The record is from RefSeq and is a predicted model, not a curated record.
AUGGCGUUUAUUUCCGAUCAAUACUUCUACUCGGAUGUCACGAGUCAGUCUAAUGACUGGCUUGACUUUGACCGAUUACUCAACUUUCAAACUGACUGUGGCGAUGACCAUCUUGCCUCAGCUAACUCGGUUUCCCCAGAGCUUUCACUCCCCUACGAUGCUGAGAUGGUGAAUGACUUGCCAGAUCUUCAGUCUGCGUUCUCGGAUAUGAUCAACUACGAUCUUCCACAAGCCAAUUUACUGGCUGAUGGAUCCCCGAUUGUGGGCCUGAUGCCGGACCCUGCGUCGGCCUUUGACCAGGUCGCGUACCAAAAUUACCAACCAUACGAUAUGCAAUUCGACUUCCGUCAAAUGGUGGAGGCGCAGGCUGUCACAACUCCUGGAAAUGCAUCUCUCAAGGAGAAGCGACGAGAGGCGGCGAUUGCUCUCCACUUGCAGCGAUUAUGUGAUGCCACUGCAUUGGACUUGGAUAUGUCGUCGGACUCCAACACCAGCUUCUCAUCCCCGAGCUGGUCCGAUUACAUGCAAGAGAGCAUCUCUUCGCACUCCACAAGUGCGAGCCCGGAACCCAGGCCGACAUCACCUUCUACCUCUGGAAACGGAGCCGGUGCCGGAGCCAUGGAGAUGGUUCUUGACUUGAAUAUGAAUGCGACUACUAACGUGCCGAAGAAGCAAAAGCCUCGUUCUCAGGCACAGAAGGAGAAUUACAUCAAGGCGCGGAAAUAUGGUGCCUGUGAGAAGCACAAGAAACAACAUAAAAGAUGUAAUUGCUUGGAGAUGGCUGCCACUCGUGCAGAGACUACCCAACUACCGACCAACGUUGGAAUUACCGGAGGACUCAAGGAGAGGUCGAAACAUCCAUCCAUCCACAUGCCAAUCUCUUCAGAUGCACGCUCCACUGCUGUUCCUGGCCUUGACUCAUCACUGAAGUCACCGUUGGCACGACCUCUGAAGUCACCACUGGAUCGAUCAGUGAACGUUGUUAAAAAGGUCGUCAGCAGCUCAUUAGAGGCAAGCGUUGUAUCCCACUCAGCGGGCAUGAAGCGACAACCACUGAGGGAAACUACUCAAACGACCCAAGACAAUACUGGGCAACAAAAAGUUCCCAGUACGACUGCUGUCAAUUCUCCGGUCAAGAAUGCCAGCAUAAAUGUUGGCAAGAACAUAUUCAACUCUCCUGUCAAGGAAAUCCAGUCCUCUGUUCAGCUUUCUCAAGCUGCAAAACCCGCAAGAAAGUCCACCGGACUUUCAAGCUUACGCUGGCGCUCUCUGAAAGAGCCUUCCAACAGCCAAGCUGAUGCUCUUCAACGCAGUGUAGCUGCUCUGGACAGCAAGAAGCAUUCCCCAGGCGCUACAAACACUGUCGUCCUGAGAACGCCAGAUAUACAAUCUGGAAGCCUAAGAACAGCAUCAGUUCUGGCCCCUGCUCGUCUGAAGAUCUCUACAACAGCCGUCUUCAGCCUGGCCGAAGCCUCACUGAAGGUCCGCAGCGGACUAUCCAGUACAGCAACAGUCCGAAGCUCGACCUCGGUAUUCUCCGAUCUGAACCAAGCAUCAACUCUUUUGUCCUCGAACUCUCAACGCUCGCGAGUGACACUACCGUCUGCCCCGGAACUUUCGAUCAAGGAUUGCCGCACCCUCUGCACCAGAAAACUUUCCGGAGCAGAUCACCUGGCUUCUUCCUUAGUCCAAAGCACCAGCGGACUGUUGGCUCAA